GGACGGCAAUCGGUGCUGGAGCGGCACCCGGACGGCAAUAGGAGCUGGAGUGCGCUCCGCUCGCACACGCAGGGCUUCAUGCGUGGGGGUUUCUAGGUUUGGUUUGGAGCUUGUUUUUCUUUUGUUUUUCUUUUUUUUCUUUUUUUUUUAUUCCCGAAGUCGGUGAGAUCAUCCUGCCUGGAGGCUGUGGUGUGACAGAAAUGCUAAAUAGCCCUCUAGCUCGGGGAGGUUUCCUCAGUUUAACUCCGCAGUCGCCUUGCAAUCAGGUGGUAGACUUUCAGAAAAUGAAUGCCUAAUUGAAUCGGGGGUAGUACUUCAGGGAAACAGGCUGAAGCUUAAAAGCAUAAGGUAUAUAUUAAAAAAAAGUCGUAAGCCUUAAAGAGUAGGCUAGAGUAAUCAUGAAUGAAGGUCUAAAGGAGUAAGUCCUAGGUUGAAAAUGCUAGAAAACAAGCUGUUGGCACGCGAGCCCUACCUCUUUGCAAAGGAAGAGUAAUCCAAGUUAUAACUGGAUAUCAAUUUCAGUUUUUUGCAUUUUGCUAGUUAAUGUCCUUCAACUUUUUAAUACCCAGAAAUAUUCUAGUGCAAUGUACUUCAUUUUUGAUACAGUUAAUACCCUUCAACGUUAACAACUCUAAAACAUUUUAGGUGCCAAAGUACUUAGUUUUAAUGGCAUUUGAUAAAUAGAGAUAGUAGCUGUCAUCCAUGGGAUUGUGUUAAACAGAUGGGACAACGGAGCACUUCACACUCCUUACUGUUUCUAAGUGAGUCAUUCAAGGAGUGUGACUAAUCAUCCUACCAUACAGUUGUCAACAAAAGAGUAUUUUAUUUUUUUCCUUAACUACCCACAAAAUCAAAGAGAUUUCCAGAUUUUCUGUGGAUAACUGAUAACUAAAGAACCUAUCUUUUGAACAACACUUAAAAUUUAGAUUGAGGGGGACUACAUGUGAUGGACUUCUUGUCUUAAGAAUAUAUGUGGAAUUUUGUUGUGUGCAGCAGUACAGUGAUGUACCUGGGAAGUCGGUUAACUUAGAAUGGUCAUUGUCGGGCAAGCAGCCACAUGUUGUUUUAAGGCAAUUGUCUAAAUGACAACCUCACGAGAAACUGAAUUAAUUUUAUCACUCCUCCUUCCUCCUGUCCCAGCUGCACCUGUGUCAAAUUGUAAAUCCCCUGGGACAGAGGCACUUCAUUAUUCGGUGCAGUCUGGAUUGGGGAUUUUCAUGAUAGUAGUGUUAAUUAGGUAACUUUCACGAUGGAUGUUGCCAAGGUAAUGAUAGUGCUGGCUGGGGGUUGGGUGGGAACCGCUUUUGUUGUGAGGAAACCGGGGUAGUAAGAGGAAGAGCUGGCUGAGAAAUUUGUGUUUAGAAGUGUGAUAGGGAAGUGACCUGAUUUGAACAUAGCCCUUGUAGGAAAAUGAAGUCAGCAGUUAUCUACAGCUUGAGAGACUGAGCCAAGAGGACAACAUUGAUUAAAGAGAAAAAAUAUUAUGGGAAUGGAAAAUGUCUUGAAGGGAAGAUACACAGAUUUAAUUUUUUUGAAGUUAAAUGAGUUAGAGCUGGGAUAGAAGAUUUUAAAUGCACCAAAAUGUAGUGUAGGACACAGGAGGAAGAUGGUUGAUUUGGAAGAAGUUACCUGGGACAGGGGCUGGUGGGGGGAAGUAACAUGAGGUGUGGAAAUAGUGAAACCAAGGAUACAUCAGAAUGGAUCCCACAAAGAACGUAAAAAAGGUAUAUUAAAUGUUUGCCAGCUUCUGCUGUUGACAGAUACAUUUUCUGAUUUUUUUGUAUCUGUUUGCAGUAUUGAUAAAGAUUUGCUUUUUUUUUAAAGUGUAUUUCUAAUAGUUGGUUUGGUUUGUUUGUUGUCUCAUCACCUGUCUUGUGAAGACUAAUUAUUGAUCAGGAGUGUGCUUAGAAUGCUGUUUUCCGUGUUUUCCCUGUAAUCUAAACUUGAAGUGACUUUUAUAUGUGUGUAAAUUGACAAAAACCAAACAAAUAAAACAGGCAUUUACCCACAGAAAACAGAUUGGUGCAGUGAGUUUGGGGCUUCUCUAGCCUGAUGAUCUCUGUAGAGAAGUGAUCUCUUUUUUCUGGUGUCUGCCUCAGCAGGUGUCACAGGUGCCUUUUGUUAAACAGGAAGCGCAAUUGAAAGGACACUUUAUCGUCUUUCAAAUAGAGAGUGGAAGAACAGGUUUCCUUUAGAAAAUAGAGAAGUUGAGGAGUGGUCUGAGGAUUGAGUCCUAACCAGAGGGAGGUGGUAAUGACACAGAAAUCAAUGGAGAUGAUGCCUCUUUGACACUAGAGGGUCAUUCUUGCCUUCUAACAGUGUGGUCCCACAGGUUCAGUAUUUGGUAAGUGAUGAAGAACUGUGGCAAAAGUACAGCCCAUCCCUUUUACCCCAUAUUCUGGAGAUGGAUGUCUCUUUGCUAGCUAAUCCUUGGAUUAGAGAAUGCAAGCAAAAUAUACCAAUAAUGUAAGAAUGUCAGAAGAGUCAUUCCACCAAAAAGAAAUGUGUAGGCUGUACACUCUGUGGGUGAUAUUACCAAUGAAAAUACUAAUGUAGUCUUAUGUUGGGGUUGUAACGAGUCUGCACGGUAAUUGCAGUACAAUAAUCAGAAAACCAUGGUUUUAGCUAUACUUCAGCUUUUGAAAUACACUCUACUGCUGUUGUAUUUUAGUUCAGAGAAAGGACAUAAAUUUUAUGUUAAUUCCUUUAACUUUCUAGAAUAUAAUUAUUUAGCUAAAAAAACCCCGCAACUUGUCAUUGCAUUUUUAUUUUAGAGUUGCCAUACCAACCAGUAUGCCCUUUCAGUGAGGAAGGGGGCUUGAAACUUUUUCAGCAAGCUACAAGUAUUUAUAUAUUUGAAUUAUAAACUACCCUGUUGUCUUGGCAAAUAACAUGGAGCUUGGUUCACUUUAAUCAUCUUUAGCUAUUAAUAAACUAAUUUCUUUGAAAAUGCUGGGGAUGUUUGACUGCGAAUCCAGUAAAUACUUCCCGUAAUUCCUGGGCAGUCUGAUCUUCUGGUUUUAUUCAGGAGAGCUUGGCAUUAUCAGUAUGGAUCGCUCCCGACACCGUGCGGGAAAUGGCAAUGAGCAGGCGCCUUCCCGGGAGCGCAGCGGCGAAGGUGAGAGACAGCGGCAGCUGGAGCGGCUCAGCAGGGAGGAGGCCUAUUACCAGUUCAUUAACGAGCUCAACGAGGAGGACUACAGGUUAAUGAGGGACCGAAACCUGCUUGGCACUCCUGGAGAAAUAACAGCAGAAGAGUUGCAGCAACGUUUGGAGGGGGCUAAGGAGUGUCUGACAUCGCAGUCUGAUCUGGAUAACAGAGAACGUGAAGGUAGAACUGUUGGAGAUUCUGAAGUUCUUGGGGAAAACUCCAACGGCGACUCUUUGCUUGAAUGGCUUAACACAUUCCGUCGCACAGGAAACGCCACUCGCAGUGGGCAGAGUGGGAACCAGACCUGGAGAGCCGUGAGUCGAACGAAUCCAAACAGUGGGGAGUUUCGCUUUAGUCUCGAAAUCAAUAUAAAUCAUGAUCAUAACAGUUUGGAAACUUCUGGUGAGGAGUAUGUUGAUAUAGAUGCUACCAGACUGUAUGUAGAAAGAAGACGUCAGCCAGUUGCCAGUUCAGUAGCCCCAUGGACAAGGAGCAUGGCUGCAAGAGAGGCAAACAACGAAGCUGCAAGGACCAGGCUUUUAAGACGUGCCAUGGCAUUAAGGUCAGAAAUAGUCUCUCAUGCAGUCUCAGGGAGGCUCAGGAGUAGAACAAGGGAGCUGACAGACCAGACAAAUUAUACUACACAAAGCAAUUCUGUGGCUGCUGAUGAACCAAGAGAAAUGCCGGAAAGAGGUACUUCUGCAGGGGUCAGAAGGGGUAGAGCUAGAACUAAUGUCCGGAUGAAUACAAACCAAAGACUAGAAAUUUUGCGGCUGAGGUCUACCCUUAGUAGUCGAAGCCGCUCCCCGCUGCAAAGGCAAGGUGAUGCUGCUCGUUCUGAGGAACAUAGUCAGAGGCAGGAUAGAAAUGCACAGCAGGUCAACAGAAGUAGGAGACAAACUGCUCAGGCUUCUCCACAGUCUACUGAAGAGCAAGCAAGAGGUAACACUCAGGCUUCCCAGCUUUCCAAUGUAGCCCCAUCCUUACGAACAACUUCAGAAGAGGAAGAACCUGGUAGGCCAGUAGCUGCUGCCAGAAGGCACCCAACAAUUACACUAGAUCUUCAGGUGAGAAGAAUUCGUCCUGGAGAAAACAGAGACCGGGACAGCAUUGCCAGUAGAACUCGUUCUAGAGUAGGAAUGUCAGAAAACACAGUUACCUUUGAAAGUGACAGUGGGGGAUUUCGGCGCACGAUAUCCCGCUCAGAACGCGCAGGUAUUCGGACCUACAUUAGCACUAUACGAAUACCUCUCCGUCGGAUUUCAGAAACUGGGCUCGGGGAACCUUCAUCGGUGGCUCUUCGAUCAAUCCUUAGACAGAUAAUGACAGGCUUUGGAGAACUGAGUUCUUUAAUGGAAACUGAAUCUAAUUCAGAAGUGCAAAGAGGCGGCCAUCACUUAGGGGAUGCACAGAAUAACUCAAGUUCGGCGAAUGGCAGUGAUCCCAGUGGGGUUUUGUCUAGAAAUAGACAUGCAGGAGAUGGCAGCAGGGAAAGAAAUGGACAGAGGGGUGGUAGUCAACGCUCUGGGCGCAAUCAUGAGAACCAAGCCAGCAGGCAGUCUCAAGAUGCAAACAACCUUGUGGAGAACGGAACACUGCCCAUCCUUCGACUUGCCCACUUCUUCCUGCUGAAUGAGGAUGAUGAUGAUGAUCGUUUAAGAGGUUUAACCAAAGAGCAGAUUGACAAUCUUUCUACACGGAACUAUGGGGAUGUUCACACUGAAAAUGAAUGGAGUAAAACGUGCAGUGUUUGCAUUAAUGAAUAUGCAACAGGGAAUAAGCUAAGGCAGUUACCUUGUACGCAUGAGUUUCACAUUCAUUGUAUUGAUCGCUGGCUUUCUGAAAACUCCACUUGUCCAAUUUGUCGGCAGCCAGUUCUGGGGUCUAAUGCCACAGAUAAUGGCUAGAAUUGUUUGUACUGCUCAGCACUCAAGGAUUUGCUCCUGCUCUGAGCCACAUGAAAUUCAUUGACUUAGAUAUGGGUCCAUUUGUGGGGGGAGUUUUGUUAAAUUUCUUCAAAAAUUAUAGAAACUUAUCUAAAUUUAACAAUGUAAAUACUAUUUUUUCCAAGUGCAGAUCUAGGAGCACACAUAGAACCAAAUGAUAUUGGUAAAGUUUAUAUUUUUUUAGAUAAUUUUGUUAUGCUAAGCACUUUUGUAAAUACAGAAAUGCAAUAGUUAAUCAGUCCUGCUUAAUGUAUGUUUUUUAACAUUGUAAUGGACUCGCUUUAUUUAGAUUACAAAAUGUUUCACACAGACCCACCACUGUGUUGAAAAAAUAGUGGCUAAAUAGCCAUUUGUUAGCUUUUUGUUCUAAGAACAAUUUCUUUUACAGAGAGUCUCUUGCUGGACAUGUUUGCUGAAGAUAUUUAAGUUACUUGAAGUGCUCAUUUUAUUAAUUUUUUUUAAAACAUUGAAAUAUCCUUUCAAAAAACUUGCCAAUUUGGUUCUAUUUAAAAAAUUCUAUGGCAAUUUUUGCAUGUGGGUUUACACAGUUCUUAACGUUGAUGAGUUCUUAUUCAGAAGUGGAUGAGUUAGUGGCAUUAUGAAAUGUAUAUAAUUAAAUGCUGUCUUUGACAAUCUUUGUCUUUUUAGUGCAGACAGCAAUCAAAUCUGAUAAUUCCGAGAGGGUGUCUUACUUGCUCAAAGAAUAAAUGAGCACUAAGGAAGCCUUUUUACUCUUCCAAAUUACUCAAUUGAUAUUCCUGGGGUUUUAACUGCCUUAGUUUAAAGAGGGGAAACAUUUCCUUGACCGUUAUAUUGCCUAUAAUAUGCAUGUUUUGGGCAUCCUACUCAGAAGAACAAAACAAAGACUUGAAGUGCUUUUGUAUAGAGAUCUAAGGUACAUGUGUAAUGUUAGUCCUCUUGAAACACGCCUGAGGACCAAGUGGCAAAAGACACUAAAAAGGACAAAAUAAACUUCCCUGAAAAUCCCCAGUAUCUGUAUAAUUAGAUAUUAAACUUUUUACCAAUGACUUACACUGAAAUAAAGUUGCAAGUUAAAUAA
Messenger RNA from Melospiza melodia melodia, 6157 nucleotides. It is a transcript of the gene RNF6, whose product is annotated as ring finger protein 6. The record is from RefSeq and is a predicted model, not a curated record. Gene Ontology annotation, molecular function: ubiquitin protein ligase activity. The coding region runs from base 3049 to 5058 and encodes 669 amino acids. Gene Ontology annotation, biological process: ubiquitin-dependent protein catabolic process; positive regulation of DNA-templated transcription; protein ubiquitination. Lineage: Eukaryota; Metazoa; Chordata; Aves; Passeriformes; Passerellidae. The transcript is spliced from 4 exons. Gene Ontology annotation, cellular component: cytoplasm; nucleoplasm.